This is a messenger RNA of Stomoxys calcitrans (stable fly), 4175 nucleotides long. It is a transcript of the gene Dyrk2, whose product is annotated as dual specificity tyrosine-phosphorylation-regulated kinase 2. Lineage: Eukaryota; Metazoa; Arthropoda; Insecta; Diptera; Muscidae. The transcript is spliced from 10 exons. The record is from RefSeq and is a predicted model, not a curated record. The coding region runs from base 1799 to 4078 and encodes 759 amino acids. Gene Ontology annotation, cellular component: nucleus. Gene Ontology annotation, molecular function: ATP binding; protein serine/threonine/tyrosine kinase activity; protein serine/threonine kinase activity. Gene Ontology annotation, biological process: peptidyl-threonine phosphorylation; peptidyl-serine phosphorylation.
UCUGAGGCCCGUUGUGAAUUUCUUGUAUUCAGUUCCGGACGUUAAACGCGACUGUGCGGUUGUUAUCGAAUAAUUUGAAAAUUUUACCAAUUUUGUUUUUCUUUGAAUCAAACAGAAAAAAAAGAGUUCAGUUUUUUUUUGUGUUGUUUAGAGAAGAAAAAAGAAGUUGCAGAAAAAAAGUAAAUAAAAGAAACCCCCCACACUAAAAAUCAGAAGCAAAAAGCAACCAACAUCUAUCUAUCUGUAUGCAAGUCUGCCUACCUACAUGAAAUAUCGAUAAAGGCUGUUUACAACUUGUUUUCCACCCAUUUAACUUAGUUUUUGUGAGUGACUGAAACAAAAGCAUUGCAAAGAAAAUAUCAAAAUAAAUAAAGUGGCAAAAAUUCAUGAUUUCGCUGGAAGUUGCAGUUACCCCAUAUUAGGGCCAGCAAUCAAACAACGACAACAAAAAGUGUUUAUUGAAGAUAAAUUGCAAAAAGAAAGAAAUUAACAACAAAAAAGUUGAAGAGCGCUGGCAAAGUGUGAGUUUAUGCAAAUUUAAAAUUCACAACAAAUUAAAUAUUUAAAAAAAAAAACAAACAAACAAGUUUUGUGCAUAUUGAAUUAUUCUAUAGUGAUUUUGAUUUUAAAGAAAUUUAAGAUAUUUAUUAACAAUAGUUGUGUAUUUGUUUGUUUUCUGUCUGAAAAGUCUUUAAACAAGAGAAAGAGCAAAAUCGUAUAAAAUCAUUUGGAGAUUAAAACAGCAAAAACCUUUGAACGAACAAACCUCUGAUCUGCGCCAACUUUAAAUGCACAGAACCUAAACAUACGUACACUCACACGACAUGCAAACUUUUUGGUUUCUGAUACAUACACCUUGAAGGUAUACACACACAGAUGCCGCCACCGCCAUACGGCAACAAGAUUUGAGAUAUUCCUUCAAAUCACCACACACAGACUCCAUGCAUAGAACUCAGAGCAGUUUCGGUAUCUAAAGAGCAAUAACCAAAUACCAAACCGCCCCUCCAACUCCCCCACGUUACGAGGUGAAACAGUAGUGAGAGCCCUCAACGCAACAACGACGACGACGGUCGACAGCAGCAGCAGCAACAGCAAAAAGGAGUGUUGGGAGAGCUGCCAGAGGAUUGUCACAAAACCAGAAUAACAACAACAACACAAACAAUAACAGCAGCAACAGCAAGAAACAUAUUCACCGCCUCAUAACAUUCAUUUGAGAAACUCACCAAACAGCAUCCUUUGUGUGUGAAGUUGGUACAACGACAACAACAACAACAAUUAUAUUUGUGGUGGUUGUUAGUUAAGUUGAAGUUGCAAAAAACACCACAUUCAAAUACAACAACAAUAUCAAAAAAAAACUUGUCAGUGUUGGAAAACUUGAAAAUACCUACCUUUGGGAUUUACCUGCAAUUGACCAUAGAGAAGAAAUACGAAAAAAGGAAGAAAUAUAAACGACCAAAGGCAAAAUCAAUCUAAAUCAAAAGAUUCAACGCAAUUCUCACAAUAAAAACAAUAAAAAACAACCAACAAAGCAGCGAUAAUCAAUUUAAAAAGGAAAUCGGAUAAAUUCUCUGUAAACACUUUCUGUUAGUGAAAUUUGCUACUUUUAUUGCAUGAAAACUGCUAUAUGACAGUCUUUUAUUGCAAACCGCACCUAAACCACAACCAACACCAAUGAACGCGUCUCCGGUAACUUUAGAAGCCUACUAUAAAAAUCUAUAAAAACCAAAAUACAGCAAAAAAAAACCAUAAUUUUACUAACCAGACUAACCAGAAAACUGGAAAAUUAAAAACAAACAAAAUGUUGGAUCGAUGUGAAAUGCCGGUUCAGAUCGACAACGACAAAUGUCGUCGCGAUCGUGAUGCACGUCUCUCCAAUUCACGCCUCGACUUACCAAAUCUCUGCAAUGGUGGCACUACACGUGGCUCCUCCCGCAAUCAUCAUCACCCAAAUGGCCAUCAUCAUACUUCACAAAUGCAGCAACAGCAGCAAAGCUCACAUCAUACGCAACGUAGUCCAUCAAAUGGAAAUUUGAAUAAUAUGAAUAACAACCAUAAUAACCAUAACAACAACAAUCAUAAUGGCAAUAUCAACAACAAUAAUAAUCUUGGAUCGCCGGUAUCCUCCAAUACAGUGUCCUCACAUGGCAAUUCGUCGAGUGGGGAAAGAGGUUCAUCGACAAAAUCCAAUAGCAGUACGGGCAGUGCCAAUUCAGGCAGAGAUGAUAUGAAGUGUAUGACUCCCAUGACACCAUCAGAACUUGUUAAAAAAUACAGCAACUUUUUGACUGAUAUGGAAUUUGAAGAGCUCAAAGUCUAUAAAGAAAUCUGGUAUUUUGGCCAAAAUGCCAAUAAAAACUAUUCCAAUAAGCCUGCAGCUUCCACCACCAAUUCGGGCUAUGAUGAUGAAUUGGGAAAUUAUAAAAUUAUGGAACAUGAUCAUAUUGCUUUUCGUUAUGAAAUUCUCGAAAUUAUUGGCAAAGGAAGCUUUGGCCAGGUGAUCAGAGCCUUGGAUCACAAGACCAAUACACAUGUGGCCAUCAAAAUAAUACGCAACAAAAAGCGUUUCUUAAAUCAGGCGGUGGUCGAAUUGAAUAUAUUGGAUGAGCUGCGUGAAAAAGAUGCCGAUGGAUCUCAUAAUGUCAUACAUAUGCUGGAUUAUAUGUAUUUUAGGAAACAUUUGUGCAUAACAUUUGAACUGAUGAGUCUUAAUUUGUAUGAGCUGAUCAAAAAGAACAACUACAAUGGUUUUAGCAUGAGUUUAAUAAGGCGUUUCUGUAAUUCCAUUGUCAAGUGUCUGCGUCUGCUGUACAAAGAGAAUAUCAUACACUGUGAUCUCAAGCCGGAAAAUAUUCUAUUAAAACAGCGUGGCAGCAGUUCCAUAAAGGUCAUCGAUUUUGGCAGCUCCUGUUAUGUCAAUCGCAAAAUCUAUACCUACAUCCAAUCAAGAUUUUAUCGUUCGCCAGAGGUCAUUUUGGGUCUGCAAUAUGGCACUGCCAUUGAUAUGUGGAGUUUGGGCUGCAUUCUUGCUGAACUCUAUACUGGCUUCCCUUUGUUUCCCGGCGAAAAUGAAGUUGAACAAUUAGCCUGCAUCAUGGAAAUAUUUGGACUGCCACCCAAAGAUCUCAUUGCCACUGCUACCAGACGUCGUCUGUUCUUCGAUUCGCGCGGUGCCCCACGCUGCAUUACAAACUCAAAGGGUCGCAAACGUUCCCCCGGCACCAAGACCCUGUCGCAAGUAUUGGUUUGCCAAGAUCGUCACUUUAUCAACUUCCUGCAUCGUUGUUUGGAAUGGGAUCCAGCGGAACGCAUGACUCCCGAUGAGGCUGCUCAUCAUGAAUUCCUGCAACCGUCUUCCUCUUCACGACAUCGUUCUUGCAGAAUGUCAACAUCCUCUUCCACAGGUGGACUUAACUCAUCCUCGCAGAAAUCAUCCUGUUAUAGUUUUGCCGACAUCUCGCCCUCGGCCGCAAAUGGUGGCGGUCCAGUGGUGGCCUCCAUAACAAGCACAACGACAGUUAGCAAUGCUGCCAUCACAACAACAACCAACAAAUCCAAUCGCUCUAAUAUGCAUCACAUGUCAACAUCGACCGCUAAUGGUGCCAAUGGCAACCAUCAUCAUGUCCCCUCUACUCUGUCCCAUCCCACACAUGCUCAAUCCUCAGGACAUUUACCCGAUAUCAAGUUGUCGGCCGGUGAUAAAUACAAUAGCAUGCAAAAAAUGGCUGUGCGCUCCAAGAUAACAUCAUCCGUCUCUGAUCUCGAAUCGGUGCAGCAAUAUUCGUUGCAUCGUCUCUAUGGAACCACCGGAGGUUCCAAUGGUACCCUGGUGGGCGGCCACAGUAACUCGCAUCUAACCCAAUCCGCUUCACGCAAACAUUUGAUAACCGGCACUGUGGGAUCCACAUCAUCGGCAAAAUAUGGAGGCAUAGCCACCUUGGGUCAUACCCAUCACAAUGGUAAUUCGCAUCAUGUGCCGCAGCUCAACUCCUCACAUCAUACAACGGCCUCGAAUAACAAUAUCAAUAUGUCGCACUCUCAAUCGACUGGCGAUGUGUCGGCCAUCUUUGGACGUGCUUGACUUCGCGCCCGUCCCACAAAACUCGAGCUCAAAAAAUGCAAACUAGUCAAUAUGGUGGAUUUUUGGAGCUAGAAGUGGAAGCAAAUGGGUACAGAGA